This is a messenger RNA of Saccostrea cuccullata (small rock oyster), 1467 nucleotides long. RefSeq lists its product as uncharacterized. Lineage: Eukaryota; Metazoa; Mollusca; Bivalvia; Ostreida; Ostreidae. Bases 1 to 1467 code for a protein of 488 amino acids. Gene Ontology annotation, molecular function: zinc ion binding. The record is from RefSeq and is a predicted model, not a curated record. The transcript has a single exon.
AUGGCUGAAAGUAACUCAGAAAAAUAUUCACUUGGCUCACCUCUAGCACCCAUAGUAAUGUGUGAAACCCAUGAACUACCUAUUGAUAUGAUAUGUGAGGACUGUGAUGAAUUCAUUUGUGCUAAGUGUGCCAAAACAGAUCAUAGAGAACAUGAUUGGAACACUAUACACACGGCAGCCACCCAAAGAAGAAGAAGUCUACCUGUAUUUCUUAAAAAGAUCAAGGAAGAAGAUCUGCCCAGAAUUAAUGAGAAGGUAAAGAAGAUUCCAAAACAGAUGACAGAAAAUAAAGAAUUGUGUGACGCUGAGAUUAAAAAGCUUCAAAAUUAUGUGGAGGAGAUAAUGGCCAGGUUGAUAAAAAUCAAAAAACACCAUGAACAAACAAUAAGAGACAACUUAAUUGAAAAGAAUGAUCAGCUGAUCCAUGUGAAAUCUGAGCUAGAGAAGAAGAAAAAAGGAAUUGUUGAUACAGUGGAAUUCAUGGAGGAGAACAUCAGCACCAUUUCAGAUUACAGCUUGAUUAACAACCACAGAGAACUGAGGAAAAUGCUGUCUGAAUUGAGGGUCCAUACAACAAACUGUGAACAUUCAGUGAGGUUCACUAGAGGUGUAUUUAAUGAUGACUUCGUCGUAUCUUUGGUUGGAAAAACUUUAAAUUUAGAUUAUAUAACUGUUACUCAGACAAAUUCAUUUGAAUAUGGGAAUGCAUCAAUUUCUCUUUUGGAGGCAUUUGGUGAAGACCAAUGUUACAUAAAAGACACUUUAUCAGAUUAUAUAGAUGAAAUUAACGAUAAAGGUGAAAUAAUUAAUGGAUUUAUUAUUGAUCUAUACGACUUGUGUACGAUUGGAAACAGUAAUAUUUAUGUCACUAAUUACAGUAACUAUUCCAUAGACGCUGUCUCUACAGUUAUCAGUACAGAUCCACUGAUACCAAGAGGAAUCUGUCAGUCAGUGGAUGGUGGACUUCUGGUCACGUUGAAAGGCAAGGAAUCAGAUAAUUACAAAUUAGAGUCACACAGCAGACGUGUGGUGAGGCACAUCACAGUGACGGGUGAUGUCAUCCAUGAGUAUGAGUACCAGGAGGAUGGUAUUACCAGACUGUUUAAAUUACCAAUCGGUGUCACACAGCACAAUAACAGUGAUAUCUGUGUUGUGAAUGGUACAAGUAACACUACAGGUGAACUAGAGAUAAUGUCGCACUCUGGUCAGAUGAAGUGUGUUUAUCGUGGACAGAACCUGACAGAGAACUUUGAUCCAACUGAUGUAGUGUGUGAUUCCCUCUGUAACAUCCUUGUUACUGAUCUACGUAACAAACAGAUCCAUCUGCUGAGUCCUGACGGGGAGUUCCUGAAGUUCUUACUGACAGACGAGGAAGUGAACCAUCCAUAUUCACUGUCUCUAUACAAGUCUAAACUGUGGGUAGGAUACAACGAAGGAAUUGUAAACCUGUUUCGAUACUUAGUGUAA